GUAUACGCAAAGUUGGCGCCGGACAUGGCAUGCAACUAUCAUCAGUACUUGCCCGAACUACUCGACAAAGGGCUACGGAUACUUGUGUACGCUGGAGACCGAGAUCUAGUGUGCAAUUGGGUAGGAAGUCUAGCGUGGAUGGAAGCACUCCGAUGGGGAGGGAGAGGCGGAUUCAGUCGGGCCCAACCCGUUGAGUAUUCCGUAAGGAUCGGCGCCGAAUUGCACCUCCAGCGAACAUCGUCCUUA
This is a messenger RNA of Perkinsus marinus ATCC 50983, 246 nucleotides long. RefSeq lists its product as hypothetical. The record is from RefSeq and is a predicted model, not a curated record. Lineage: Eukaryota; Perkinsozoa; Perkinsida; Perkinsidae. The transcript is spliced from 2 exons. The annotation marks the transcript as partial. Gene Ontology annotation, biological process: proteolysis. Gene Ontology annotation, molecular function: serine-type carboxypeptidase activity.